Messenger RNA from Salvelinus fontinalis (brook trout), 749 nucleotides. Its product is annotated as parvalbumin beta-like. Gene Ontology annotation, molecular function: calcium ion binding. The coding region runs from base 159 to 485 and encodes 108 amino acids. The record is from RefSeq and is a predicted model, not a curated record. Gene Ontology annotation, cellular component: nucleus; cytoplasm. NCBI's taxonomy places the organism in Eukaryota, Metazoa, Chordata, Actinopteri, Salmoniformes, Salmonidae. The transcript is spliced from 5 exons.
AACGUCAUGUUUGCUUUCUGGAUCACAAAGCUGCAGGAGGAGAGUGGUGUUGGGUAAUAGGCAAAAAUCAAGAGAGGCAGAGAUCUGCGCAUCACUGACUUACAGCGCGGACACCAUCUCACCCAGAUAACGCACGUGUCCCUCAGGCACAGAGAACCAUGGCGUUUACAGGGUUGCUGAGAGAGGAGGACAUCAGGGCUGCCGUCAAGGCUUGUCAAGCUCCAGGCACAUUCAACUUCAAGUUGUUCUUUGCACAAGUGGGACUGACCGGCAAGCCAGAGGCAGAGGGCCAACGGGUGUUCAGAGUCCUGGACCAAGACCAGAGUGGAUACAUAGAGGAGGAGGAGCUGAAAUUAUUCCUGCAGAACUUCUCCUCAGGGGCCAGGGAGCUGACUGAUGCUGAGACCAGAACUCUCCUAGCGGCAGGAGACAGAGACGGGGAUGGAAAGAUAGGGAUGGAAGAGUUCUGCGCUUUGUUGAAAUGAAGCUUUCACUCCUCAUCAGGGCUGUCUCUUUUUUUUCUUUCUUUUGGUACUUUUUACAACGUCUGGAACCCAAAACGUCCAGAUUCAGCAAGUCUGGAGGGAAAUGCCCACCUCAGCGACUCGAUUUACAUGCCUGCUGGUCCUCUCCCCGGUUGAUGGUGCAUCUUGGCACAUAAGUUCGUAGCCGUGGAUAUUAGGUGUAUAAGUCAGUAUCAGUCUAUCCAUUGGGUAACUGGUACGGUUUAAUAAAGGAUUUAAAACGUA